AUGUCUAUUAGGGUUCUGCUCCUCGGUCACCUCUGCCUCGGCUCGGCAGCCCAGGGCGCCGCCGGCCAAGACGCACCACCGCUCGGUGCCGGCCGUGAUCCAUGGCCGGUUGCGAAAACCCAAGCCGUCGGUCGGUGGAUGAUUGCCGUGUCCCUUUUUCGUCUCGUUCUGGCGUCGCAUCAAGACCUCGCUUGUGCUGUGCCUCCUCCAAUCACACCCGACCCUCUUCACCGGGUAAAUGUGCGGGAACGCCAAGUGCAGAAAGAUGGAGGGCCGCGGGGGAGGGCAGCCUGCCUGACAUGCAAACUGUCAGCAAAUGCAGGCGGCACAGCCGCCCUGCAGCCCAACGGCCCGAUCUGAGACCUGGGCUCGCAGAGCCGCACGCCUUGAGGUUGCAGUCCUGCCCCCGCUGCCGCUUCCCUAACAAGCCCCAGGAUCCUUAACAGGUUUUCUGCGCUUUUCGUCGUCCCGCCUUCGCACCAACCCAGUCGUACAAGCAACAGGACUGUGAGAUGGCUAGCCAACGUCUUGGGUACCAAUCAAGGGCGUGAUCGAAAGCUGUCAAGUCUUGUGCAUUUGAGAGCUUUUGCCCCGUCCUCGGGCAUGCCGAUAGGAGUGGGAAUGGAGUUGCCUCGUG
Gaeumannomyces tritici R3-111a-1 is the source of this 637-nucleotide messenger RNA. RefSeq lists its product as hypothetical. NCBI's taxonomy places the organism in Eukaryota, Fungi, Ascomycota, Sordariomycetes, Magnaporthales, Magnaporthaceae. The coding region runs from base 1 to 360 and encodes 119 amino acids. The transcript has 3 exons. The record is from RefSeq and is a predicted model, not a curated record.